AUGGAGAUCUCGUAUGGCGCAGCUGGCUACAAAGGUCUCGUUCACGAGCCAUACAUCUUCUUUCUCGCAUGUUUUGCAAGCAUUGGUGGUGUGUUAUUUGGUUACGACCAAGGCGUAAUCAGUGGCGUUCUGGUGAUGAACAAUUUUGCCAAACAAUUUCCAACCCUCUCCGAAGAUGCGACUCUCCAAGGAUGGAUGGUGGCAGUACUCACACUGGGAGCAAUGGUUGGCGCAUUGGUCAAUGGCCCAAUUGCUGACGCUCUAUCUCGUCGCUGGACUAUUCUCCUAGCCAACAUCAUCUUCCUCAUCGGCUCGAUCAUCCAAGCUGCGUCGAUCAACGUUCCCAUGAUAUUUAUCGGCCGCUUCAUUGCCGGGUUGUCGAUCGGCCAGUUGUCCAUGGUUGUUCCCCUAUACCUGAGUGAGCUCGCGCCGCCAAACCUUCGAGGAAGUCUGGUCGCGCUUCAGCAGCUUGGCAUUACAGUGGGAAUCAUGAUUGCUUUUUGGCUAGAUUACGGUACCCAGCAUAUCGGAGGUACAGGUGACGGCCAGUCUCCUGCAGCUUGGAGACUCCCGCUCGCUCUCCAAUGUGUGCCCUCAAUAAUACUAGGAGCUGGGACCUUCUUUUUACCAUACAGCCCGCGUUGGCUUUUGAUGAAAGAUCGCGAGGAGGAUGCGCUUGCCACCCUUGUCCGCAUCCGGCGUGUCCCCCCAACAGAUGCUCGGCUUAAGCUCGAGUUGACAGAGAUCAAGGUCGCAGCCCGAUUUGACAUCGAGACAACCGCCGAGUUGUUUCCUGGCGUCACUUCACGCCUGAAACUCACGUUGGAGAGAUACAAGUCGCUAUUCGUUGUUCGCCAUCUCAAUCGUCGCUUGGUGAUUGCCUGCCUCCUUCAACUCAUACAACAAUUUACCGGCAUCAACGCUAUCAUCUAUUAUUCGCCGACAAUCUUCCGGAACAUAGGACUCUCAGACAACUCCGUAGAUCUACUAGCAACUGGUGUCGUUGGGGUCAUUAACUUCUUCUCCACCAUCCCCGCCAUCAUGUUCAUGGACAGAUGGGGGCGGAAGAAAGUCCUCCUCAUCGGCGGAGUUGGCAUGGGGGUUUCCCAACUCAUUGUUGGAACUCUUUAUGCUGUCUACAAAGACAGCUGGGCAAGCAAUAAGUCAGCUGGGUGGGCUGCUGCGUUCUUUAUAUGGGCCUACAUCGCCAAUUUUGCUUUCAGCAUCGGAUGCGUCAACUGGAUUGUGCCUUCGGAGAUCUUCCCGCCUGGAGUCCGAUCCCAAGCGGUUGGUCUUGCGAUUGGAACCAAUUGGCUGAGCAACUUCAUCGUUGCUCUCAUCACUCCCCGAAUGCUCGAGGCGAUCACAUUCGGCACAUUCUACUUCUUCCUAGCGUUCUGUGUAAUUCUAAUUGUAUGGGUCUACUUCUUCGUUCCCGAAACCAAGGGAGUUCGGAUCGAAGAGAUGGACAAGCUUUUUGGUGGUAAUCAAGGAGAGGCGGACAUGACCAGAAUGGCAAUUAUCAGGCAACAGUUGGGAUUGAUUCAAGGGGAUGAGUUGACGAAAGAAGUUAGUAUGGGAGUGAGCGAGGUGGAAAAGGCAUGA
Colletotrichum tamarilloi is the source of this 1605-nucleotide messenger RNA. RefSeq names its product sugar transporter. Lineage: Eukaryota; Fungi; Ascomycota; Sordariomycetes; Glomerellales; Glomerellaceae. Gene Ontology annotation, biological process: transmembrane transport; carbohydrate transport. Gene Ontology annotation, molecular function: carbohydrate:proton symporter activity. The transcript has 8 exons. Gene Ontology annotation, cellular component: membrane. The record is from RefSeq and is a predicted model, not a curated record. Bases 1 to 1605 code for a protein of 534 amino acids.